UUACGUCACCCUCCACGGCGGCGGCGAGACCCCGUUCCCCGCACAGCGCCAGAGGCAGGCAAACGUGCGCGCGCGAGUGUGUGAGUGAGUGCGGGAGUGGAGCGGAGCGCUAGCGAGCGGCAGCGGCAGGUUGCGCUGGAAGAGGAGAAGGCGGCGGCGCGGCGCCGUCGUCAGUGGCAGUAGCGGCAGUGCGGCGCGCGGCACGCACCCAGCGGCUCCGCAAUGACGUCGGAAACGGCUGACGAGAACCGCGUUCGAUACCGCCGCGCGCAGAGCGUGACGAGGGCGGAGGAGAUCCAGGAGGAGGAGGCGCGAGUGCGGAAGCAGCAACCUGACAAGCCAUGUCACCGGCCCAGAGAUUCCUUAUUUUCAUGGUCAUCGGGGUUCACGAAUUUUGCUGGCCUUGUGAACUGGGGCUUCCUCCUCCUAAGUAUGGGAGGAAUUCGGCUCCUCCUCGAAAAUUUUAUCAAAUAUGGUUGGCGUGUGGAUCCUGAGCAGUGGAUAAUAGUAUUCACAGGCAGACAAGAAGGAGAUGGAGAAUAUCCUUCAAUUAUUUUGCUCAUGUAUUCUGUUGUACCUAUUGUUCUUUGCCUUCUGGUAGAAAAGGGCUUGGCAGUGGAAAUAAUUGGAAAUAAAUUGGGAAUGAUAGCACAUAUUGCUAAUAUUAUUGUACUAGUUAUGAUACCGAUGGUAACGAUAAAUGUAAAAUCUGCAGGUUUUAGUUUAAUUGGUGCGACUGCUGUAUGUAUGGUCUACUCAGUAUUAUUUCUGAAGUUGUGGUCUUAUGUGCAAGUAAAUUUAUGGUGCCGACAAGCUCGAGCUAGUCAUAAUUUUCAACAAAUGAGAAGGCAAAGAAUCUCCUUCCAUACUUUCAGAGAGCAUGCUUCAGUUGAUGAUAGUGUGAGUAAUGGUCAUCUGAGGAGGGAGGAGGAAGAAGAAUCAAUUAAUCACAAAUUAGUUCAUUAUCCUGAUAAUCUCCAUAUGCAAGAUAUAUUUUACUUUAUGUUAGCUCCAACUCUCUGUUAUGAAUUGAAUUUUCCAAGAUCAGAAAGAAUUCGAAAAAGAUUCCUGAUGAGACGCAUGCUGGAAGUGGUGGUUGGUUUUCAAGUUAUUCUGUGUUUAUUUCAGCAAUGGAUUAUUCCAUCUGUAAAGAAUUCACUUAUUCCAUUCUCAAACAUGGAUGUUGCAAAAGCAACAGAACGACUUCUAAAGUUGGCUAUCCCCAACCAUCUUGUCUGGUUAAUAUUUUUUUACUUGAUGUUCCAUUCAUUCUUCAAUUUGGUGGGAGAGUUACUUCAUUUUGCUGACAGAAAUUUCUAUCUUGAUUGGUGGAAUGCCAAUAAUAUUGACACGUUUUGGAGAACAUGGAAUAUGCCUGUCCAUAAGUGGGCAGUCAGGCAUUUGUACAUUCCAUUAGUGGAAGCUGGUUAUGGAAAAACUGCAGCUGGUAUUGUAGUAUUCUUCAUCAGUGCAUUUUUCCAUGAAUAUCUCGUUAGCAUUCCCCUUCGAACUUUCAAGACGUGGGCAUUCAUGGGUAUGAUGGCUCAGGUUCCUUUAUCCAUUUUAAGUAGAUAUAUGGAGAAGAAGUGGGGACCAAGAUUUGGUAAUAUUGUAGUAUGGUCAUCUUUGAUGCUGGGACAGCCAUUAUGCAUUAUGAUGUACUAUCACGAUUAUGUGAUAACACAUUUUGGAGAAGAACUUCUUGACAGGUAUGGUCAAGUCUGAAAAUAUGGCCCAUUCACCAAUAAACAAUUGAAAUCAGGAGCAAGACUUCCUGGAUGAAGUUGCUGUUUAUAUAAUUAUAAAUUUGUUUUGCUGAACUGGUUCUGACCACAUAAUUUGCCUUGAUCUUGCCUUUUGUCUUUGCAGUUAAAAGAGCUGUUCAUUAUUUUUUCACAUUUCAAUAAUGCAAAAAUUUCCUUCAAUGAGAUUGUAUACAUAUAUUUCUGAUAAUUUAGUAUAAGAAAUUGUUACAGCAAGACUUUUAUCAUUAUAUAUCAUCACAUACAUUCCUUGUCCAUCACAAUGGCUAUUUGCCAUCUAUUUUGCAUUUCAGCUAGCAUUUGUGCCUACCUUGUGUAUUUUUGCAAAUACUGUUGUAAUGUAUAGCAUCAGUUCCCUAUAUAUCAUUGUACAUAAUUUGUUACAUUACUAUUUAUAUAUUUACGAAUGUUGUGCGUGUAUAUAAUACUAUAUAACUUGGACCUCCAUUUCCAUGCAUAUACCAUAAUUUGUAAUGCAUUUUUGGAUAUCUAGUACUAAGUUUAAUAAUAGUGUAUAAUUCUUUGUAUAGUUACUGUAAAAUAUUGUUCCUUCAAGAACAUGAACUUAACUUGUUUUAGAUAAUGAGGCACUUAAUAAAUUCUGCUGUUUUCAGUUUAGAUCAGAAUUUGUGCCACGACUGAGUAAAUUGACAUAGACUUACUUAAUAAUCACCACUGACAAUGUUGAGAGAGCUCUAGAAGUUUUUAUACAUUUUAAGAGUGUAAAAUAAUUUCUCUCUUGUUAGUGAUUAUUCAUGGUUGAACACAGGUUUUUGAACCCCUUGAUUCAUAAUGCAUUUUGUGAGGAAUUAUAGCAAGACUUUGUGACUUGUAUUCACCAAGGUUUAUUAGAUUUACCUUGUAAAACUUGUAUUGUUGUAGCUAGGUAUUGUAAGUCCAUCCAGAUUUGUUUUGGAUAUUCAAUAUAAUCAGCUUGAUAUUGUACUUACGAAUGAGGCCAUUGUAGUACCUGAGAACCUGGCUAUUUAAACCCCUGUGAAUUUUGUAAGAGAUUUCAAAUGCUAAGUAUUUUGUAUUUGUUAUUCAUAGAAAAUAUAUUUCUCAGAAUAUUAAUUUAAAUGUCUUCAAUUUUUUCCUGCUCUCCUGUAAGUUCUAUAAUGCAUUGCUCUUAUUUCUUAAAAUUU
Molecule: messenger RNA, 2908 nt
Organism: Gryllus bimaculatus (two-spotted cricket)
Lineage: Eukaryota; Metazoa; Arthropoda; Insecta; Orthoptera; Gryllidae
Source: the annotation of a GenBank genome assembly